AUGGCUCCCGGUUUGUUCCAGUUUUCACGCACUGAUUCACUUGAAGUUUCAUUUUUCCGUAUCUGCAAAUGGAUUCUAAGAUUUCUUGGUUUCUGGCCACCAGAUCCAUUAAAUCGUCGAACAAUAAUUAAAAUAGUUAUCAAUCUAACACUUUUGGGUGUGGCAGUUAUUGGAGAAAUUCGAUUGGCAUGGAUUUUGGGAACAAGGGAUCCCCUUCAAGCCCUCGAUGUAAUUUGUCCGUUUUUAACGAAAAUGGUAACCUGGAUGAAAUUGGUUUGUUUUCUUAUUUAUCGUAAAGAAUUGGAACUUAUUUUGAAAGAUCUAUUUGAACAUUGUAAAAAAGAUACUAAAAACUUUGAAAAGAACUCAAUGAUUGCUAAGGUUUCUCAUUUUAUAUCGAAAUGGUGUGUUGUUCUUUAUUUAAAUCAUUUAUUUACAAGUUGUUUAUUUGCCUUGAAGCCUCUAAUAGUUUGGGGAUAUCAAUACUUUGUAAAAGAAGAUAGAAAUAUCUGGGUUUCUUUGCCAUUUCAAGCUGCACUUCCAUAUGAAGAUAUGACUCAAGUAAAUGACAAAACUUUGUACACGUUUAUUUAUUGCUGUCUGGCUCAUACUGGAACUGUUACAAUAUUUGGACUUUCUGGAGUAGAGGGAACUUUUUUAAGCUUUUGCAUGUAUAUUUCAGUUUCGUAUGAAUGUCUUCAAGAAGACUUUAAAAUGACCGUUAAAAGUCAUACUUUAAAUAAUAUCAAACCUAUGAAUAAUGAUGUCCUUUACAACGAUCUAACAAAACUCAUUAGACGCCAACAAAAUAUUAUUGAAAUAUUUAAAAGAUUCAAUCAAGUUUACAAAUUUAUGGUAUUUUUCCAUUUUGUAUUUGCGAGCAUCACGUUGGGAAUUGUUUUGGUUAAUCUUCUAUUGAUUUCCGGAAUAUCCAAAUUAAUUUAUCUAAGCUAUGCUUUAGGGGCAGGAAAUCAACUUUUCACAUAUUGCUAUGGUGUUGAAAGUGUUAACAAAAAUUGCUUCAAAUUAACUGAAGUGUUGUACUUUAGCGAUUGGUAUAAAUGCAACAAGAAAGUCAAACAUUUGAUUCUCUUUGUUUUGAUUAAAUCACAAGAAGGAAGUGCUUUGAAGGUGCCAUUUUUUUCGCCAUCUUUAAAACUUUUUGCUUCAAUUAUUCAGACAUCUGGAUCUUAUUUUACAAUUCUACAAGCAGUUUUAUAAAUACUAAAA
Molecule: messenger RNA, 1230 nt
Organism: Episyrphus balteatus (marmalade hoverfly)
Lineage: Eukaryota; Metazoa; Arthropoda; Insecta; Diptera; Syrphidae
Product: odorant receptor 10a-like
Exons: 7
Coding region: 1-1221 (406 amino acids)
Biological process (GO): detection of chemical stimulus involved in sensory perception of smell; sensory perception of smell
Cellular component (GO): plasma membrane
Molecular function (GO): odorant binding; olfactory receptor activity
Source: RefSeq, a predicted model, not a curated record